Helicoverpa zea (corn earworm) is the source of this 1702-nucleotide messenger RNA. Its product is annotated as lactase-phlorizin hydrolase-like. Bases 31 to 1644 code for a protein of 537 amino acids. The record is from RefSeq and is a predicted model, not a curated record. Lineage: Eukaryota; Metazoa; Arthropoda; Insecta; Lepidoptera; Noctuidae. The transcript has 7 exons. Gene Ontology annotation, molecular function: beta-glucosidase activity. Gene Ontology annotation, biological process: carbohydrate metabolic process.
GUCUUGAAUGUAUUAGUGUAAUACAACGCCAUGAAGAUACCGGUGUUAUUAUUGUGUUCUAUGGUAGCAGUAACAUGUGCAGUCGAGGUGAAGCGCAGCAGACGAUUCCCGAAACACUUCAUCUUCGGCACCAGCACCGCAGCUCAUCAAAUCGAGGGAGCAUGGGACGCAGAUGACAAAAGUGAGAGUAUCUGGGACUACUUAACCCACAACAAUCCGGGAGCCAUUUCAGACCAAAGCAAUGGUGACACAGCGUGCGACUCGUACCACAAGUACAAGCGCGACGUGGAGAUGAUGAGGGAGCUGGGCAUCGACUCGUACCGCUUCUCGGUGGUGUGGUCGCGCAUCCUGCCCAACGGCCUGGCGGACCGCGUCAGCGAGGCCGGCAUCGCCUACUACAACAACGUCAUCGACGAAGUGCUCAAGUACAACAUUCAGCCGAUGAUCACGCUCUACCACUGGGACUUGCCGCAGAAGCUGCAAGACAUGGGCGGCUUCCUCAACCCUCUCAUCGUGGACUGGUUCGCAGACUACGCCCGAGUCGUGUUCGACAACUUUGGCGAUAGAGUUAAGACUUUUAUCACAUUCAACGAGGCGGCGCAAGUUUGUCAUGACGGUUACGGUUCCGUAACGAAGGCGCUGAUGUUAAACAUUACAGAUGUUGGGGAAUUCAUUUGUGCGAAAAAUCUUAUUCUCGCUCACGCUAAGGCGUACCACGUGUAUAAUGAUGAGUUCAAGCCUGUACGGGGAGGAUCGUGUGGCUUCGCUAUAGCUGUAGGUGCUGCCAGCGUCGGACUGGCCAUACAGUCGAGGUGGCAUUUGCCAGCCGGGCCCCAGCCUGCACGGGCCCCCCCACAGGCCUGGGUUGAGAGGCAUGCGGCAACCUCAGCACAGGGGGGGGGGGGGGCCGCGCAGCGUGCCCCCUGUGCUACGGUUGCCCGCGUGCAUGUCUCGCAGCAUAAGCAAGAUUCAGAUUCACAAAGCGACGAAGAAAACGACGAAGAUGUUUUAGACUUAGACCAGGCAGCAAAGGACGCCAUGUGUUUUUCCAGAAGUGGUUUGGACUAUAGUUUGUUUAUCUCAGUAUUUUUCGAUAGUAUCCCAUCACCAUGGUCUAGUCUCGGGCCCCGGGAUUGUGAUCAGCCACCCGGGCCCUUCCGGCCCAGUCCGACCCUGGGUGCUGCACAGCCUAUUGUUGAUUCUGAAGAAGUUCUUCAUGCUGUAGAGUUAUUCAACCAGUUCCAGCAAAUGCCUAAAAGCCUGUACAUUGCACUGAAUGAAAUACAGAAAAGGUACGGUGAUAUACCUAUCUACGUGACCGAGAACGGCUGGUCAACCCGCGAGGGUAUUGAGGAUGACGAGCGCGUCGACUACUACAGAGACGCGCUGGAAGACGUGCUCGACGCUCUGGACGAGGGCAUCGACGUUAGGGGCUACUACGCCUGGAGUCUCAUGGACAACUUCGAGUGGCUGGCUGGUUACACGAAAAGUUUCGGAUUUUACGAAAUAAACUUUGCUGAUCCUGAACUUACACGCAUUCCGAGGAAAUCAGCUUUCAUCUAUAAACAGAUUAUUAAGACGCGAGAAAUUGUCUACGAUUACCAACCAGAGAGCUAUGUCAUGUCUAUCGACGCGGGACAUUGACAACUAAGACUGAGCUGAUUGUUAUUGGAAGUAAAUAACCAAUUGUAAUAAAUGAAAA